AUGUAUGUUACAAAGUGGAGUGAAGAAGACGCGGCAAGUUUGCGUCUGGAGGAACCUCGUGUGCACGGUCGCGCUGCCGCUGGGACACUUUUGGGACAGCUCAAGACGCAAAACGAAACGCUGCAACGCAAUAGCGGGAUGGCGGCAAAAAAACUCCCCGGCAUGGGGCCGUCUCGGGAGGUCUUCAGGAUCGACAUAACCCUAGUUGCAACUCGCAUCUUUGUUUACCUCGAGGACCAGUUUCGCUAUUUCAACUGGAAGAUCGUGACCAUGAGCUGUCUCUCGCUUAUGAGGCAAACGUGGCUGUGGUGA
This is a messenger RNA of Colletotrichum lupini, 312 nucleotides long. RefSeq lists its product as uncharacterized. Lineage: Eukaryota; Fungi; Ascomycota; Sordariomycetes; Glomerellales; Glomerellaceae. The transcript has a single exon. The record is from RefSeq and is a predicted model, not a curated record. Bases 1 to 312 code for a protein of 103 amino acids.